CUUUACUGCGCGUUGGAAUUCCGUCCCUAAUUACGGGACAUCCUCCCCCGUUGCCAAGGCAACGUGGUCAUAAAAGCUGUCUGAGGGUCUGGAGCAUUUGUACAAUUGGAGUGCUGGUGCAAUAAACCGUCUGAGACCCAAGGUUAUUAACUGUGUUACCAAGCAAGGCGACAGCGAUGACAAGCAGAGGACAGGAUGGCAAGAGAGCCUUUAGUGAGCUUUGCUGCAUCGACUUCAUUUUGCAGGUUUUCCCUCCUCGACUCUGCUCUUCUGUACCGAGGACUUGACGCUACAACCACUGGGCGGCGCUAUUGGGACCAAAGUCAUGGCCUUGGAUCUUCUGCUCCAAACGGAGUGCAGGUUGGUGCAUUAAGACGAGGUGUGGAAACCCUCUGAUUGCUCUGCCCGCUUCUUUCUCUGGUUGAGCUCCAUGAUGGAUUUCUGUUCUACUCCUACGUAGCCUGGAAGUGGGAGGGGACUGUCCCUUCUUCCAGCGUUUUCAUUGGUUUUACUGUCCUCUCGGCGGUGAGGGGGGUGCCUCUAAUCAUAUCCAGCAUGUUUUGCACAAGAAAUGUCAGCCAGAAAGGGCUAUCUUCUCCCUUCGCCAAAAUACACUACAAUAAUGUCAUGUUCGGACAGCCCGUCUGGAAACGCAUUUUUAGUGGACUCCCUCAUCAGCGCCCGCACCGAGAGCGGCGGGGGUCACUAUGCCGGGAGUGCGGUGUGCGUGCCGCACAGCACCGCAGCAGAAGUGCCUUACGGACUACACAACUAUGGAUACUUCCCAGGUAUGACUAAACGGAGCGAGGUCGGUCCCCAGAAUGUGGUGUCCACCUCAGGUGCAUACAUGUCCAGCAUGGAGAUGUGGAUGGACGCGCAGAGGUCAUGUCGUAUGGAUCAAGAGCACUCUGUGGGUCCCCAGGUCGCACCGUGCACUUUCCCGCAGAACAUCAAGGAAGAGAGCACCUACUGCCUGUACGAGCAGCCCAAGUGUCCCAAAGCGUCCACCGCCGAAGACCUUACAUAUUCAAGAUUGACUUCUCCUUGCACAGUCACCGAUGGCGGCGGCGGAGGUGGUGGUGGUGGUGGUGGAGUUGGGGGCGGCGGGGGGUCGGUGCCUGUGCCGGGCUUCUUCCGCUUGUCUCAGACGCACGCACAUUCUCAUAAACUUUACAGCGCCAACAACGGCCCCCAGUCGAACCCUUCCCCUUCCCAUUCUCAUUUUGGCCUGCAGCACCCCGCCGAUCACGCUCGCUUCCACUCGCCACCAACCUCCGCGUCUGUCCCAGCCACGGCGGAGAAGAAGGGGAAGGACGCGGAGGAAGCCACAGACCUGCCGCCUCAAGCUGCAUCGGGCACCGAGGAGGGGCGCGACUCCUCGGACGGGGAAGCCUCCUCUGCAGAGGAGGUGGAGGAGAAUGACAAGGAGAGAGCAGCAAAGGCCACUAAAGGAGACACAAAAAGCGAAAACACGGCCAACUGGCUGACAGCGAAAAGCGGCCGAAAGAAACGCUGCCCGUACACCAAACACCAGACGCUGGAACUGGAGAAGGAGUUCCUCUUCAACAUGUACCUGACCCGAGAGCGCCGCCUAGAGAUCAGCAAAAGCGUCCACCUGACGGACAGACAGGUCAAGAUAUGGUUCCAGAACCGCAGGAUGAAGCUUAAGAAAAUGACGCGAGAGAAUAGGAUCCGGGAGCUCACCUCCAACUAUGGAUUUUCAUGAUUACCAACGACUCGAAAGGGAACAAAAAGUCUGGAUGAAUUUAUUGACAAGCUGUCGUCCAAACUCCUCAACUCCAAGCUCAAAGUUUCACUUCCCUGAGAGAUGCAGCCUUCACACACUGCCCAUCAUCGUAUCUGACCUUCUGAAAAAAAUAAAAUAAAAUAAAAUUAAUAAAUACAUAAAAAAAACAAAAAAAAAAAAACAUCUUUGGGUGUUUUAGCUGUGACUGUUUCUCAUGUAUUUUUGUAUUGGUACAUCUGUUGUAGGAAAGGAUCAGUGCAGUUGAAUACCCUCCAGCCCCCCAACACACACACACACACGCGCACGCACACACACACACACACACACACACACACACACACACACACACACACACA
Messenger RNA from Gambusia affinis (western mosquitofish), 2103 nucleotides. RefSeq names its product homeobox protein Hox-A10-like. Gene Ontology annotation, cellular component: nucleus. The transcript is spliced from 3 exons. The coding region runs from base 572 to 1726 and encodes 384 amino acids. NCBI's taxonomy places the organism in Eukaryota, Metazoa, Chordata, Actinopteri, Cyprinodontiformes, Poeciliidae. Gene Ontology annotation, molecular function: DNA-binding transcription factor activity, RNA polymerase II-specific; RNA polymerase II cis-regulatory region sequence-specific DNA binding. The record is from RefSeq and is a predicted model, not a curated record. Gene Ontology annotation, biological process: regulation of transcription by RNA polymerase II.